This is a messenger RNA of Branchiostoma belcheri (Belcher's lancelet), 1548 nucleotides long. Its product is annotated as cystine/glutamate transporter-like. The record is from RefSeq and is a predicted model, not a curated record. The coding region runs from base 1 to 1548 and encodes 515 amino acids. The transcript has 10 exons. Gene Ontology annotation, molecular function: L-amino acid transmembrane transporter activity. Gene Ontology annotation, cellular component: membrane. Gene Ontology annotation, biological process: amino acid transmembrane transport. NCBI's taxonomy places the organism in Eukaryota, Metazoa, Chordata, Leptocardii, Amphioxiformes, Branchiostomatidae.
AUGGCGACCAAGGAAAGCGUUACAGCCGCGAAAGACGCUCCGGGCACCGACAAAGAUUCGUCGGGUGGGGAAGUCGUGAAGCUAAAAAGGCGCAUCAACCUCUUCAAUGGGGUAACGAUCCUCGUUGGGACCAUCAUCGGGUCGGGUAUAUUCGUCUCACCGAAGGGAGUCUUACAGAACUGCGGUGGGUCCGUCGGGGUAGCCAUGAUCGUUUGGACUCUCUGUGGCGUGCUCUCCGCAUUCGGCGCUCUCAGUUUCGUCGAGCUUGGCACCUCCAUAACCAAAUCCGGCGGUGACUACGCGUACCUUUACGAAGCGUUCGGUCCUAUACCGGCGUUUUUGAGACUGUGGACCCAGUUUGUGUUGAUUCGCCCGGCUGUGAUGGCUGUGUUGUCCUUGACGGCUGGGAGGUAUAUUCUACAGCCGUUCUUUCUGGACUGUGAGACGCCGGAGUCGGCCAUUAAACUGCUGGCUGCAACAGCAAUACUUCUACUGACGUUCGUGAACUGCUACAGCGUGAAAGUGUCCACGUGGAUCCAGGACGUGUUCGCUGUGGGGAAAGUGCUGGGACUGGGGGUCAUCAUAGUCGCUGGAAUCGUACAACUCGCCAACGGUGCCACCGAAAACUUCCAGAACACUUUUGAGGGGAAGACGAUUACACCAGAGGGAAUCCCUCUCGCCUUUUACUCCGGACUUUUUGCCUUUUCCGGCUGGUUCUAUUUGAAUACACUGACAGAAGAGGUGCAGAAUCCAAAAAGAAACCUCCCCCUGGCUAUCCUAAUCGGAGUGGCGGUUGUCAUGGUGAUAUACCUGCUGACGAACAUCGCCUACUUCACCACAAUGACCGCCCAGGAGGUCCUGGAGUCAGACGCAGUAGCGGUGACAUUCGCCCAGCGUGUUCUCGGAGUCAUGGCAUGGGUGGUGCCGGUGGCAGUCGCUGUGUCCUGUUUCGGCUCGACUAACGGCAUUUUCCUGUCUGCAUCGAGGGUGACGUUUGUAGGAGCCCGUGACGGGUACCUCCCCGACCUGCUCGCCAUGAUACAUGUCUCUCUGCUCACGCCUCUGCCUGCUGUUGCGCUGCUGUGUCCCAUCGCUCUCCUGAUGCUGACCAGCAAUGACGUGUACCGGCUGAUUAACUUCCUCAGCGCUGUCCGCUGGCUGUUCAUCGGGCUGGCCACCGCCACCGUACCGUACCUGCGCUGGAGAAGGCCAGAUAUGCACCGCCCCUUCAAGGUUCCACUAGUGCUGCCGAUCAUCUUCACGUUGGUGUGCGCAGUGGUGGUGGCCAUGUCCCUGUACUCUGCCCCGGUGGAUGUCGGGAUAGGUCUCGCGCUAACGCUGACGGGAGUUCCGGUGUACGUCCUGGCGGUGUGGAAGAACAAGCCGGACUGGUUGAGACAAUUCACAGAUUCAGCUACACGGGUGUUACAGAGUAUACUACUUGUGGUGCCCCAAGAAGCACCAGCUUCUACCCCAAAGACACAAGAAAUCUCCAAGGCUCCAGCAGAAGAACUAAAAGACGCUGCCAGUGUCUCCACGUAUCUGUAG